This is a messenger RNA of Gilbertella persicaria, 597 nucleotides long. RefSeq names its product Isoprenylcysteine carboxyl methyltransferase family-domain-containing protein. Gene Ontology annotation, cellular component: endoplasmic reticulum; membrane. The record is from RefSeq and is a predicted model, not a curated record. The transcript is spliced from 3 exons. Lineage: Eukaryota; Fungi; Mucoromycota; Mucoromycetes; Mucorales; Choanephoraceae. Bases 1 to 597 code for a protein of 198 amino acids. Gene Ontology annotation, biological process: C-terminal protein methylation. Gene Ontology annotation, molecular function: protein C-terminal S-isoprenylcysteine carboxyl O-methyltransferase activity.
AUGUUUGCCUUGCUAAGUGGCAGUCAAAUCCCUCAAUUCGGUAUCUUUCUGUCUGCUUUGGCUUUAUUUCAUUUCUUAGAAUAUCUUGCUACUGCUUUAUUUAAUGCUGAUAAAUUAUCGCUUGACUCCUAUCUUAUCAACCAUAGUGCACAUUAUCAUGCAGCACAUGCAGUAGCCUUGUUGGAAUUCUUGGUUGAAUAUUACUUUUUUCCUCGUUUCAAAACCUUUUGUUGGUUUAAUUAUAUUGGUCUUUUGCUUGUCGUGGUGGGUCAAGCUUGUCGUACUAUUGCCAUGUUUUCAGCUAGACAUAACUUCUCUCACCAUAUUGUAGACUACAAAGCACACAACCAUGUUCUUGUCAAACAUGGUAUUUACAGCAUUAUGCGCCACCCUUCUUAUGUGGGCUUCUAUUGGUGGGCAUUAGGUGUUCAACUAUUGCUUGCUAAUCCUAUCUGUUUUGGCUUAUUCGUCUACUGGCUUCAAAAGUUCUUUUCUGAGCGUAUUCAAUAUGAAGAACAUACAUUGGAACGUUUCUUUGGACAAGAAUGGAAAGAAUAUAAAGCAAAGACGCCUACGCUUAUGCCGUUUAUCAACUAA